UCCAUCGUCGCGCACCAUUAUUACGUAACGGAGCAACUCAUGGUGGACGUGCCGAAGGAGAAGUGUAGGUAACAGGUUAUACAGCUAAGGCAAAAUAAAGAACACAGGUGGAGAGCAGGAGAGGCCCGUCAGGAUGGCCGGUGUGCUCUGUGGCAGAGCCAGGCUAGUGUCCUACCUGCCAGGCCUCCACGUUCUUGUAAGCAGGAUCGCGGGGGCCAGAGCCUUCUCUGCUGCGGGGUCCUCUGGCUCGGACGAAUCCCACCUGAUGUCGGCACCCUUCGAUAUGGGGCCCAGAACCGUGUGGCCAGAUGAGAAUAUGGGCCCAUUCGGUCCUCAGGACCAGCGUUUCCAGUUGCCAGGCAACGUGGGCUUCGACUGUCACCUACAAGGUACCGCGGAGCAGAAGAAGGGUCCGGUUCACAGGACGGUUCCAGACGUGCUGUCUGCCCCCUCCAGCAGCGAGAGGCACGAGUUUGUGAUGGCGCAGUUCAUCAACGAAUUUCAGGGGAAAGAAGCCCCUCCUGUAACUCAUAAAGUCAGCAAAGCGGAACAGUACUUUGACACCUCCAAUGUGGAAUGUGCCAUACAGUCUUGCCCAGAGCUGCUAAAGAAAGAUUUUGAGUCGAUGUUCCCAGAGGCUCCGUCCAAUGGCAUGACCGUCGUCACGGUGACACAGAAAACCCAAAACGACAUGACGGCGUGGUGCGAAGAAGUGGACGAGGAGAGGGAGCAGCUGCUGGAUAGAUUCAUUACUGGUGCUAAGGAGAUCUGCUACGCCCUCCGGUCGGCGGGAUUCUGGGCCGAUUUUAUAGACCCCAGCUCGGGACUGGCGUUCUUUGGCUCCUACACUAAUAACACACUUUUUGAGACGGAUGAGCGGUACCGGCAUCUGGGCUUCCGUAUCGAGGACCUGGGCUGCUGCAAAGUCAUCCAACAUGCACUUUGGGGGACGCACGUCUUCGUGGGGACGCUUUUCACCAACGCGCCUCCCCACAGCCUUGUCAUGAAGAAGCUGCAGGGAAACUGAGGGAGGGAUUUUCUUUGGGGGGGGGUGCGUGGUGGUAGGGGAUGGGGUUGGGUCUGGGGGGCGGUGAAGGCCGACCUUUUAAAAAAGCAUCACAGUAUCCGAAAUACAGACAAGUACUGUUUUUGUAACCUCCUCGUUUCCGUUCUGUGUAAUUUGUAGGAUUUGAAUGUAAAAAGUUCACUUUCACGCCUGAAAUUACACAUUUUCUCUGAACAGUUUGCACAAAUCAGUCUCCUUGAAGCUACUCGAGUUCGCCUUAUAUUCUUUUAUUGUUUUCAUAUUCAUUUCGAGACAGUUACAUUACUUCCUCUGAAAACGGCCCUGGUAGAGAGAUUCAGGUUGAAUAAAAUCUAGUCUUCUGAUACUGAGGCUUGACAAACUACCAGUGUGCAAUAUUGCCUUAUCAAUGUUACCCAUAAUGCAUCUGUGACCUUGCAGAGACCCCCGCCCGAGUUUCGGGUAGAUGGGUUCUCGUGCAGAGUGGAGGUUCAAUCCAGGAUACCUGUGAUGCUUAGUAAUGCUUGAAGUAGAGAGUGGAAACACUGUUAUUCUUAUUCAGUGACAUUGAGGGAUUUCUGCCGAUGCGUUUCAGCUCGAUGAUUCUGUGGCAGCUUUCAAUGAAACAUAAAUAAACCAAAUCACAAAAAAAGAAA
Messenger RNA from Anguilla anguilla (European eel), 1680 nucleotides. RefSeq names its product metabolism of cobalamin associated Db (gene mmadhcb). Gene Ontology annotation, cellular component: mitochondrion. The record is from RefSeq and is a predicted model, not a curated record. Bases 134 to 1027 code for a protein of 297 amino acids. Gene Ontology annotation, biological process: cobalamin metabolic process. NCBI's taxonomy places the organism in Eukaryota, Metazoa, Chordata, Actinopteri, Anguilliformes, Anguillidae. The transcript is spliced from 8 exons.